AUGCGAGAUGAGAGUGGCUGGGCGAGAGUGGCUGGGGAGGGCGGUUCGUCAGCAAAGGACCAUGUUACCAGAUCACCGAGAGCUGGAAGUAACUUUGAACCAAAGUAUAGAUUUGAGAGAUGUGAAAAAGUGAAAGGAAUAUGUAAAACGUUUUGUGAUGACGAUGAGUAUGAUUAUGGAUACUGCAUUAAAUGGAGAAAUCAGUGCUGCAUAUAA
Phyllostomus hastatus (greater spear-nosed bat) is the source of this 216-nucleotide messenger RNA. RefSeq names its product beta-defensin 110-like. The coding region runs from base 1 to 216 and encodes 71 amino acids. Gene Ontology annotation, biological process: innate immune response. Gene Ontology annotation, cellular component: extracellular region. The transcript is spliced from 2 exons. The record is from RefSeq and is a predicted model, not a curated record. NCBI's taxonomy places the organism in Eukaryota, Metazoa, Chordata, Mammalia, Chiroptera, Phyllostomidae.